ACCCAAUUCGAAAUAAUUCAUCGUAACGCACGAAGGAAAGAAUCUUCAAGAAGAAUUUUUAAAUCUCUGUCGCAUCUCCCUCUUCUCCACCACCAUCGUCGUGUCCAUUCAAACGAGACUAAUAAUCGGUUCUCUCUCUCUCUUUCUUUCUCUCUCUUUUUGCCCGACAGUCGUCUGCGUCUGGGAGCGUAAAGAAGAGUCUGCUUCGGUAGUCGUGAGCUGCGCGCGAGCGAGUAAGCGCCCGCAAGCAUGUGUUCAUUUUUCGCUCGUAUCCAUUGACGAACUCCGAGUGAUAAAAUUUCCCUCAUUUUUUUUUUUUUUUUUUAUUAGGCUCGAGUGAAAUCCGGAAAAUCGAGAUGAGGUACCGAUCGCCGAUCGCAGCCUUAUGGGUGACUUUUUCCGUACUGCUGGCAAGUUGUUCGGGCCAAUUGCUGGAUGAUUACGCAUCGCGUCCUUUUGGAUCCAGUUGCAACGUGCAGCAGUGGCGCUGCGACGACGGCCAGUGCAUCUCGGGCGAGGCCCUGUGCGACGGCCUGAUCGACUGCAUCGACGGCUCGGACGAGACGCGCAAGAUCUGCCGGAGCCCGCGCAAUCCGCCCUGCAAUCCGCGCACCUUCCGCUGCGACUACGGGGCCUGCGUGGACGGCGACGCGCCCUGCAACGGCAUCAAGGACUGCGCCGACAACAGCGACGAGUCGCCCUCCCGCUGCGGCGGCGGCGGGGCUGGUGAUGGCAACAACAAUCCGAGCAUCAUCGGCAAUGUCACCUGCGGCGUGCACCAGUUCCGCUGCGACAGCGGCCAGUGCAUCCACAGGACGGACAUGUGCGACGGCAACGUCGACUGCAACGACCGAUCCGACGAGACGGCCCUCGUUUGCGGCUCCUUCAGCUGUCCGCAAACCGUGUUCCGAUGCGCCUACGGGGCCUGCAUCGACAACGAUCUCAAGUGCAACGGCGUGGUGAACUGCGCCGACGGCUCGGACGAGGACCGCAAGAUGUGCGGCAAUCCGCCAGCGCCAGGCCCGAACCCGAUCGACCCGUGGCAGCCGAAGCCGCCGAGCACGACCUCGACGACCUCGACUACUACGACGACGAGACGACCCCCCCAGCCGAACAUCCCGGUGGUGAACACGUGCGCCCUGCCGCCCCAGCCGGACCACGGCAGCUGGAUGCUCGACAAGAGGCAGUGCCAGGGCAACGCCAAGUACUCGGACUGCGACCUGGACUCGGGGGUGCGCGAGCUCGACGCCGGCCGCGUCAUCCUGUACAGCUGCCACAGCGGCUUCAGGCUCGUCGGCAACAACGAGGUCUUCUGCCGCUUCGAGGGCCAAUGGUCCGGUACUCCCACCUGCGAGAAGAUCACGUGUCCGGGCCUGAGCGACGAGACGAAGAGCGGCAGCUGCACGGCGGCCAAUGGCUCCUACGUGCCCUGCUCGCAGCCGAUGGAGCCGGGCAGCCGCGGCGAUCUCCACUGCAACGAGCCCACCUACCGCCAGGACACCACCGACAUAACGCGCAACAGCAAGGUGCUCUGCAGCCCCGACGGCCAGUGGUUGCCCAAGCCCAUCCUCUGCCUUCCAGUCUGCGGCCAAGCCUCCGGGAUCGACGGCAAGCCGCUGAUCGUCGACGGCCAGCCCACGACCAUAUCGGCCUUCCCCUGGCACGGGACCCUCUACCUCGACGAGAGCGGCGAGAAGCAGUUCAAGUGCGGCGCGACGGUGAUCCACAAGGAUCUGCUGGUCACGGCCUCCCACUGCGUCUACGACGACGGCCGCAGGCAGUACCGAAAUCCCAAGAAGUAUUACGUCGCCGUCGGCAACACCUUCCGCGAUUACGACAUGGCCAACCAGGGUGGCUACGUGCAGCGCUCGCAAGUCGAAAAAUUCUACUCCAAGUGCACGUACCAAGGACUGUCCGGCAAUUACGUCGACGACAUAGUCAUUAUAAAGAUCAAGCAGCAUCUGCAAUUCAGCUCGUUCGUGCUGCCGGUUUGCCUGGACUUUAGGACGCAGCACGAGAACCUGGCUUUCGAGCACGGAACCCUGGGUCGGGUGGCGGGCUUCGGCCGGACGCGCACCGGCCCGUCGAGCGCCAUCCUGCAGUCCUUGACGCUGCCCUACGCCAAUCAAGCCCAGUGCCAGGAAGAGAAUAGGAAUUCCGACAACUACAAGUUCUUUAGCGACAGUAAAUUUUGCGCCGGCUGGAGAAACGGUUCGUCCGUGUGCAGCGGCGACAGCGGUGGUGGUCUUGUAUUCAAACACCAAAGUAAGUGGUAUCUCCGUGGCAUCGUCAGUUUGGGCUUGGUCAAGGACCGAGAGGACCCGAACGCUUGCGAAAAAUACAGGUACACCCUCUUCGAAAGAGUAUCGAAACACAUUGGCUGGAUCAAAGACAUCAUUCAAGAGGUUACAAUUGGUGCGGCCGUGGACCACACAAAUUCAAGAUCUUGCACGAGAGACUGAUACAUCAGAGAA
This is a messenger RNA of Trichogramma pretiosum, 2474 nucleotides long. RefSeq names its product modular serine protease-like. The transcript has 8 exons. The record is from RefSeq and is a predicted model, not a curated record. Gene Ontology annotation, molecular function: protein binding; serine-type endopeptidase activity. Lineage: Eukaryota; Metazoa; Arthropoda; Insecta; Hymenoptera; Trichogrammatidae. Gene Ontology annotation, biological process: proteolysis. Bases 357 to 2462 code for a protein of 701 amino acids.